AUGUCGGGGAGGAAAAUACUUGAUUUAUGGGAGUUUGCGUACGCGGGCGCGGCGCUGCCAGGAUGCGGCGGGCCGCAGCACGCACUGCUGGGGAAGACGCGCCGGCCGCGCACCGCCUUCACGUCGCAGCAGCUGCUGGAGCUGGAGAAGCAGUUCCGCCAGAACAAGUACCUGUCCAGGCCCAAGCGCUUCGAGGUCGCGACCAACCUCAUGCUCACCGAGACGCAGGUGAAGAUCUGGUUCCAAAACCGGCGCAUGAAGUGGAAGCGCAGCAAGAAGGCGCAGCAGGAGGCAAAGCUGAAGGAAGAGUGC
This is a messenger RNA of Schistocerca piceifrons (Central American locust), 312 nucleotides long. Its product is annotated as homeobox protein HTR-A2-like. Gene Ontology annotation, cellular component: nucleus. The annotation marks the transcript as partial. The record is from RefSeq and is a predicted model, not a curated record. Gene Ontology annotation, molecular function: sequence-specific double-stranded DNA binding; DNA-binding transcription factor activity, RNA polymerase II-specific. NCBI's taxonomy places the organism in Eukaryota, Metazoa, Arthropoda, Insecta, Orthoptera, Acrididae. Gene Ontology annotation, biological process: regulation of DNA-templated transcription; spinal cord motor neuron cell fate specification; central nervous system development. The transcript has 3 exons.